Gongylonema pulchrum is the source of this 513-nucleotide messenger RNA. The record is from the annotation of a GenBank genome assembly. NCBI's taxonomy places the organism in Eukaryota, Metazoa, Nematoda, Chromadorea, Rhabditida, Gongylonematidae.
GUGAAGAAUGUGACGAAUCGUGAUGGUGUGUAUAGCUGCAAAGCAACUGGUGCAAAUGGUGUGGAAGUUUGGAAAGAAGCUGAGUUGAAUAUAGCUAAGGCUGCCCUGCCACUCACACCUCGUUUCGUACUACAGAAAUCACCAACAUCCUGUUAUGGUGCAACUAGUCCAUACGGUAUGUUUGCAGAUCUUCUGCGGUGUGCGGAUGAUGGCCGCGAUCACCGGGAAUGUUGUAUUCGUUCGCGUGUUCCAACCGAUUGUCUGAGCAUGUGUAGUGGUGGAAAAGUUACCAAUAGUGCUCUGUGCUCGGUAUUCGCACCGCGAGCAGUGGCAUGCAUGAUGAGAGGUCAUGAACGAGCUCCGUCACCGCCUGUACAGCUCCGCUACGAGUACAUCUCACCCGAAUCUGUUAAGGUUUCCUUUGCCUUCGUCGUGAAUCACAAACAUUUCUUAGCGCUCUUACGCGCUUUGAGUCUCUGUAGCGAUAACAAAUGGAGCGCAAAGGAUGAAUGA